Molecule: messenger RNA, 525 nt
Organism: Aphanomyces astaci
Lineage: Eukaryota; Oomycota; Saprolegniomycetes; Saprolegniales; Verrucalvaceae
Exons: 3
Coding region: 1-525 (174 amino acids)
Source: RefSeq, a predicted model, not a curated record
AUGCACUCGGAGCAGCACCUCCAAGCGUUAAAGAACGGCGUGGAGGGCCCUCCUUCGUUUCGUCGUUGUCGCCACCGUUGGCAUUCGUGCGACGCCCACUUGGUUGACCGGACGCGCCUGCAGUUUGGCGAGAUGCACUCGGAGCAGCACCUCCAAGCGUUAAAGAACGGCGUGGAGGGCCCUCCUUCGUUUCGUCGUCGUCGCCACCGUUGGUCCAAUCGGCGUUCGAUCGCGUUGGCGACCCUGCAUCUGCACUUGUGCACUGGGUGGACCUCCUCCAAGCAGGAACCUGAUGAAGACCCUGACUCUGCAAGCCCUAUCUUUGACGCUUUCCUUGAGACCCAAGGAGCAAACGGCAUUCACACUAUGACCAACUUCAGUCCGUCGGAGUUCAACGUACUGUGGGCCGACGUCCGCAUCUACGUCACCAAGCACUGGAACGUCGGCUCAGGACGCAAGUCUGAGGUGUCUGCACGCGAUCUGCUGCUGAUGCUCCUGACGUCAUUGAAGCACUGCGGCUCUUGA